Messenger RNA from Rubroshorea leprosula, 1827 nucleotides. Lineage: Eukaryota; Viridiplantae; Streptophyta; Magnoliopsida; Malvales; Dipterocarpaceae. The record is from the annotation of a GenBank genome assembly.
GAAUAUAUAUUGUCAAAAAUGUUGUCUCCAUGUGAUUAGCCAUAGAAAAAAUGAACAGGUUUGCUUUCCAACUAGUUAUUUCCAUGCAAAAACAGUUUAUUCUGUGACCACGCCAGGGUACCAAUAAGAAUUUGCCUUCCUUCAAUCCGAACAGACGUCAAACAAUAUCAUCGGACGCCUCAGCCGCCACAAACCAUGGUGGGUUCUUCUUCCGACUAGCAUAUAGUGAUGCUUCCCAUGAUGGCUCACGGCCAUCUCAUCCCAUUCCUCGCACUUGCAAGAGAAAUCCACCGACGGAAAGGCUUCACCAUCACCAUGGCAAGCACCCCUCUCAACAUCCAGUACCUCAGAUCCACAGCCGUAUCAGAGAUUCGCCUCGUAGAGCUCCCUUUUCGCAGCGCUGAACACGGCCUUCCGCCCGAUACCGAGAACACCGAGAACUUGCCCUUGGAUCAAAUCAUCAAUAUUUUUAGAGCGUCAGAGAGCCUCGAAGCUCCAGUCCAGAGCAUGGGCACUGUAAACGUCACUUUUUGGACAGGGGGCGCCUAUGGCACCCUGGCGUACAUAUCUCUGUGGAUGAAUCUUCCACAUCGGGAAUCACAGUCAGAAGAAUUCACCUUACCAGGAUUCCCCGAUAGGGUUCGUUUCCAUAUCUCGCAAUUGCAUCGGUUUUUGAGAAUGGCGGACAGAACCGAUUCAUGGUCAAGAUUCUUUCAGCCGCAGAUUUCAAAAUCUUUGCAGUCAUUCGGGUGUUUGUGCAACACUGUUGAAGAGAUUGAGCCUAUUGCACUUGAAUGGUUGAGAAAAUACAUGAAAAUCCCUGUUUGGCCAAUUGGUCCUCUGCUUCCUUCGGCUCUGUUAAACAAGUCAUCUUCUUCGGCUGGGUAUUUUUACCAACACCGAGCGGGCAAACAACCAGGGAUCUCUGUAGAAAACUGUAUCAAGUGGCUUGAUUUUCAGAAACCUGAUUCGGUUCUUUACAUAUCGUUUGGAUCACAAAACACAAUCAGUCAAGCACAGAUGAAAGCGUUAGCUUCUGGUUUGGAAGAGAGCGGCGUUCGGUUCAUCUGGGUCAUAAGACCUCCGCUGGGCUUCGACCUGAGAGGGGCAUUUAAACCAGAAUGGCUACCGGCUGGAUUCGAAGAGAGGACGAGGGAGAAAAAACAGGGUUUGUUGGUGAAAAACUGGGCGCCCCAGUUGGAUAUUUUGUCACACAAAUCAACCGGCGCAUUUGUGAGUCAUUGCGGGUGGAAUUCAAUGGAUGAAGAUGAGGAAGGCAUAGGUGCUGGGUUCGAUUUCGAACCCAGCAAGCAAUCGAACCUAGCAGCCGCUGGGUUCCUGCAGGUGCUGGGUUCGAAAUCGAACCCAGCAAGCACUGUGUUCAAGCUGGGUUCCUGCAGGUGCUGAGUUUGAUUUGAACCCAACAGGCAUUGGGUUCCGUUUCGAACCCAGCAACCGUUGGGUGAAUGGAUCUGUUGAGUUCCAUUUGUUUAUUAAUCUCUUGUCUGUUGGGUUCUGUUUCAAAUCCAGCAGUCGUUGGGUCAAUGGAUCUGUUGAGUUCGAUCUAUUUAUGGAUUUGUUAUUUGUUGUGUUAUCCUCAUAUUUUUGCAGGUUCUAGAUUCAAUUUUAAACCUAGCAAGCGUUGGGUUUUGUUUCCAACCCAACUGUAGUUGGAUCGAAAGAUCUAUUGAUUUUUAUUUGUUGGUUUGUUGUAUUAUUCUCAGAUUUAAUAUUAGGAAAUGUUAGGGUUUGCAAAAGGUGAAAGGAAAGGGAGAGGAAGAAGAAAGGGCAAAAAGAAAAACAAAGAAAGAAAAAAAAAAUUUUUUU